AUGCGACCCCUCACAAUGCAAGAUUGGUUUCCGAACCACACCAUCCGGCACGGACUAGAACCAAACUAACAACUACAAAGUGUUAGCUUGCACCUUUUCAACUGUCUGCCAGACUCAUAAGAGCUGCGACCGAGAAGAAUGCCCUCCGACCGCAUGCCGGAAAUGUCGGCAGCCACCAAAGAAAUCCUUGGCCGGGUGCGGCGGAUGGUCCCGCCGAUGUUGGAGAGCUUCCGCAAAGGCCAGCUAGGACGGAUCGGCGUCAUUGGCGGGAGCGAGGACUACACCGGCGCGCCGUACUUCUCGGCCAUGGCCAGCGCUAGGCUCGGUUGCGACAUGUCACACGUUAUCUGCACCCUUGCCGCCGCCGCCGUCAUCAAGACCUACAGCCCCAACCUGAUGGUCCACCCGCUGAUGCGGCAGUCGUCGUCGUCGUCCCAGCAGCCGCCACCACCCGACGUCGAUGCCGAGGCCGAGGCCGAGGCGGUGGCGUCGCCCAUCAUCGACCUCCUCGCGCGCCUGCACGUGCUCGUCGUCGGGCCGGGCCUGGGCCGCGACCCGCUCAUGCAGCGGACGUGCCGCGUCGUCGUCGCCGCCGCCCGCGCGCGCGGCAUGCCCGUCGUGCUCGACGCCGACGCCCUGCUGCUCGUCCAGCGCGACCCGGCGCUCGUGCGCGGCUACCGCCUGGCCGUGCUGACGCCAAACGUGGUCGAGUUUGGCCGCCUCGCCAGCGCGCUCGACGUGCCCGAGGCCGUUGACGGUGAUAAUAAUGAUGGGAAGUCGGCCACGGAGCGGGCCGAGGCGCUGGCGCGCGCGCUGGGCGGCGUCACGGUGGUGCAGAAAGGCGGUAAGGAUAUCAUCGCCGGCGGCGGAGGUGCCAGCGCGCUCGUGGUGGAUUUGGAAGGCGGCCUGAAGCGCAGUGGCGGGCAGGGCGACACGCUGACGGGCUGCAUCGCGACCAUGCUGGGUUGGCGCAAGGCGGCGCUGGACGGGCUGUGGGAGGGCAGCGAGGCCGGGGUGGCGGACGAGGGCGAGAGCGUGCGGCUGGCGGCGUUUGGAGGGUGCGCCGUCACGCGCGAGUGCUCGCGCCUGGCGUUUGCGCGCCGCGGCAGGAGCCUGCAGGCCAGCGACCUGACCGAGGAGGUGCACCAGGCGUUUCUAAACGUGUUGGGUGAGAACGCCGAGGGCAGGACGUCGUCGCGGAUGUAGCAGGGCCGUGUGUGCUUGAGGUCUGGGCUCCGAUGUCCUGAGACAACUAACUGUCUCUUGACAAGAAUUUGACGGCAUGGCUGUGAUGAGCACUGCCAGGAUCUAGGUAGUUUAUCGACGAGGUGAAAAGAACUAGAUGGAUACAUGUACCUUCCAGUCGGCUUCCACCCGGAAGCAACGAGCGGCUCGUGCAACUCCCAUAGAUCCCUCCUUCAGCCGAAAGAAUAUUGAAUGCAACGAUUCCACCAUCCACCGGCCAGUGAGUCUGGCCUACAAACGCCGUCAACGCC
Molecule: messenger RNA, 1496 nt
Organism: Gaeumannomyces tritici R3-111a-1
Lineage: Eukaryota; Fungi; Ascomycota; Sordariomycetes; Magnaporthales; Magnaporthaceae
Product: YjeF protein
Exons: 3
Coding region: 139-1206 (355 amino acids)
Biological process (GO): metabolite repair
Molecular function (GO): ATP-dependent NAD(P)H-hydrate dehydratase activity
Source: RefSeq, a predicted model, not a curated record